AUGGCUCCUACUCUUCGUAUCGGCGUCGACGUUGGCGGUACAAACACUGACGCAUGUCUCAUUGAUCCCUUCGCCACAACUUCGCCAAAUCGCGGAAUCUUAUCAUGGCACAAAUCCGUGACAACGCCCGAUCCUAGCCAUGGUAUCGAGAACGUUAUCAAUGCCCUUAUCAAACAAGCAAACGUUGACGCUGGUAAUAUCGCUAGUAUAACUGUCGGCACUACCCACUUUAUAAAUGCUGUUAUUGAGAAGGAUAGAUCUAGACUUGCACCAGUUGCCGUGCUCCGACUCUGUGGUCCCUUUUCCCGCUCAAUUCCUCCAGGAAUUGAUUGGCCAGCAGAUCUGAGAGAACUUAUAUGUGCUCAUGCCGCGUACCUCGAUGGCGGACUCGAAAUCGAUGGUUCCGUAAUCCGUGACCCAAGCGAGGCUCAAGUUAAAGAGGAAUGCACUCGUAUUCGGUCGCUAGGGAUUCGUAGUAUCGUAGUCAAUGGAAUUUUCUCACCUGCAGAUGUCCUGGGGGAAUGCCAGGAAGAGAAAGUAGGUGAAUGGAUCAAGAGCUAUUAUCCAGAAGCGGACGUUGUCUUGUCAAAAGAAGUGGCCAACCUUGGGUUCAUUGAGCGAGAGAAUGCUGCUAUGCUGAAUGCAUCCAUAUUGCCCUUUGCACGCCAUACGAUUUCCUCUUUCCAAUUCGCCAUAUACCAUCGCCUUAAACUCUCAUGUCCGGUGUUUUUGACCCAGAACGAUGGUACGAUUCUCAAGGCUGAAGAUGCUGCAAGACUCCCUAUCAGGACAUUCAAUAGUGGUCCGACAAAUUCCAUGUGUGGAGCCGCCUUUCUAGUCAAGGAGAAUGUCGAGAAAGAGUGCAUGCUUGUAGUGGAUAUUGGGGGAACCACGACAGAUGUUGGCAUGCUUCUUGCCAGUGGGUUACCCAGACAAGCCUCAGCUUUCACUGAGAUUGCAGGAGUUAGAUUGAACUUUUCCUGCCCGGAUGUCAAAAGUAUUGGUCUUGGCGGAGGGUCUAUUGUCCGCAUUCAAGGGGAUAGCCUCGGAAAACCAACACUCAGCAUCGGUCCCGAGUCGGUAGGCCACCUUAUCAACAAACACGCUAUGGUGUUUGGCGGAGAUGUCCCCACAGCUACAGACUACGCUGUUGCUUCUCAGGAAAACCUCCAGACAUCUAUAGGCACUAGGCAGCUUGCUGUAGACAGACUUAAUCAAGUCGUCGAAAGCAAAGAAUAUACUUUGCCUGAGUUACUGACAGCCUAUCAAACGACUACGAAGCGUAAGCUCGAGGAAGUCAUUGAUCGAAUGAAAACUUCUGCAGAGAAUGUCCCAGUGUUGUUGGUCGGUGGAGGCGCAAUUAUCAUUCAAUCAUAUGCAAACGACGGAAAGGUCACCUUGAAAGGUGCGAGUAAAGUGAUAACGCCUGAGUAUGCUGGCGUUGCAAACGCAAUUGGCGCUGCUAUGGCGCGCGUAUCAGGCAUGGUUGACACUGUCCUCAAUACAGAAGGAAGGACGACACAAUCUGUGCUGCAAGAGGUGUCCAAGACAGCAAUCGAGCGGACUGUAACUGCAGGCGCUGUAUGUGAUACUGUGGAAAUCGCGGAAAUGGACGCAAUUCCGAUUCCGUAUGUAGCAAACAAAUGUCGCGUGAUUGUCAAAGCCGUGGGCGAUUUUGACUUUUCUCGUGUCUCCAACACGACUCUUGCAUCCCUUGGUUUGAAAGUUUCAUCGGUUACGGAGUAUUCAGAAAAGAACAUGUCCACUAAGGCAUCAACAACUUUUGACCCUCCUAGAUCUACCGUCGAUGCCGCCUCAUACAUCCCCACCAUUGUUCCAACAUUAGGCAGGUCCACUACGUCGUCGCUAUCCAAAGAGUCAUCCAACUAUGAAUGGCAUUUAUCUGAAUUAGAUCUAGAGUGGAUCUCCGUUGGAUGUUAUAUUCUGGGUACUGGAGGCGGAGGCACUCCGUAUCCACAUUUCGUGCGUCUACGAGAGAUGAUACGCAGCGGGGCUACGGUUACAAUAGUCGAACCUGGGUGGGUGGGUGAUGAGGAUAUCGUUGCUUGUGGCGGUGCUAAAGGCAGCCCUACGGUAAGCUUGGAGAAACCUCCUGGAAAUGAAAUGAUGGAAGCUCAAGAUAUCGUAUACAAUUACCUUGACGCCAAACCUGCGGCUGUGAUAGCUCUAGAGAUCGGAGGUGGAAAUGGGCUGCAGGGCAAGUACUUGUGCCCAAUUCUCCACACAGGCUUGAUUCUCGGAGCCUCCACUAAUAUGAAUGUACCUACCAUUGACGGGGACUGGAUGGGCCGUGCAUACCCCGUCGCAUGGCAGAUUACACCUGUUGUCUUGGAGGGAGAACGAGCUUUGUUUCUUCCUACUGCCAUCUCGGAUGGCAACGGAAAUCAUAUGUUGAUGCUCUCAGCGACGAGCGAAAGACAGAUUGAACGUGCCUUUCGGGCUGCUCUUUCAGAAAUGGGAAGUCACGUCGGAUGUGCGAAAGGUCCUUGCCUAGGGAAAAAUAUGAAAACCUGGGUCAUCGAAAAUACCAUAUCCCUGUCAUGGCGUAUCGGACGUUCAAUCGCGCUUUGUCGAGCGCGAAAUGAUAUUGACCACGUCGCAGAGGCAAUCAUUGAACAAGUAGGUGGCAAAGAGGCAGCAAAAGUUCUGUUCAAGGGCAAGAUUCUCGAAGUAGAGAGGAAGACUGUCAAAGGCCAUUCUUAUGGUGAAGUUGUGAUCAGUGCUGCCGAUAUAACCGGGAACGUCGCUGGUGUUGCUGGAAAAACUGCAGAAUUCAACGGCAAAAUGAAGAUCCCGUUCAAAAAUGAAAAUAUUGUCGCUAUCGCUAUAUCUGAAUCCGGUGAUGAAGUAGUCGCCUCCGUACCAGACCUUAUUUGCGUUUGUGACGCCUUGACUGGAGAGGCAAUUGGUACACCAGAGUAUCGCUAUGGGCUGCUGGUGUUUGUCCUCGGAAUUCAGGGGUCAGAAAGGUGGACCUCGAGCAUGAGGGGCAUUCAGAUUGGGGGUCCGAGGGCGUUUGGAAUGGAUAUCGAUUACAAACCGCUGGGAAUAUUUGAGAGACCUCGCAGCAUCAUCGAGGAGUACAUGCAUGCUGUUCAUUAG
Messenger RNA from Lentinula edodes (shiitake mushroom), 3123 nucleotides. Its product is annotated as DUF917-domain-containing protein. Bases 1 to 3123 code for a protein of 1040 amino acids. The transcript has 9 exons. The record is from RefSeq and is a predicted model, not a curated record. NCBI's taxonomy places the organism in Eukaryota, Fungi, Basidiomycota, Agaricomycetes, Agaricales, Omphalotaceae. Gene Ontology annotation, cellular component: cytosol. Gene Ontology annotation, biological process: glutathione metabolic process. Gene Ontology annotation, molecular function: 5-oxoprolinase (ATP-hydrolyzing) activity.